CAUACUCUGCACGUAUCGUUGACCUGUGCCUUUCAUUUAUUGUCAUCCUAAACUUAACAACCGCUACCCUCUUUAUCAAUCACGAUGCAGUUCAAUAUCCUCUGCGUCUUGGCCCUCCUUGUCGCCUUCGUGGCCUCCGCGGCUGUUCCUGAGGUCGCUCCUGAUGUCACCAGCACUUAUGAAACCUGGUUCGAUGUUGAAGACUUCGAUGUGACUGAUUUCAAAUUUGCUACUCGCGAUGAAGACGAGUCCAAUUCUGGGUUGGCCAAUGAAGAUGGCGACGAAACCAUGGAAAUCCAGGACAGAAGAUGUCAUCGUCGUUGCCGCGUUGACUCUCAUUGCUGCCAUACUGAUCAAUGCGCGCUGGGCUCCUGCAUGGGGCCUGGAAGGUGGCCUUAAGUGUGAUGCAUGCAUCCUGUCGACAAUAUGCUUGGCGAUGUUCUGAUUUUUGCUCAGUUAUCUGGUGCAUAUCAUGAGUUUGUGCUUGAUAUAUGGUGGUGAAGAAGCAAGCUCUAGGCACUCGACAUGGUUGUUUUCAUCUCGGUGGUGUUGUGUUUUCUCUUCAUAUUUGCCAAUCUUUCUCAGCUUAGUUCAUGAUACUGAGUGGC
This is a messenger RNA of Aspergillus welwitschiae, 608 nucleotides long. RefSeq lists its product as uncharacterized. The record is from RefSeq and is a predicted model, not a curated record. The transcript is spliced from 3 exons. Lineage: Eukaryota; Fungi; Ascomycota; Eurotiomycetes; Eurotiales; Aspergillaceae. The coding region runs from base 85 to 399 and encodes 104 amino acids.